CAGAUGUGGCGUUUGGGUCUGUUCUGCUUCCUCAUUGGAGCGUCCUAUGCUGCCGAGGUGUGUUUCAGUGAAUGGGGCUGCUUCACGGACCUGCCUCCUUGGGGAGGCACUGACCAGAGACCGGCUUCUUUCCUGCCCUGGAAGCCAGAAGACAUUGGGACCCGUUUCCUCCUCUUCACCCGGAAUAAUCGCUAUUACCAGGAGAUCAAGCCUGACAAAACCGUCCAGGCGUCAAACUACAACGGUCUGAGAAAAACCCGCUUCAUCAUUCAUGGCUAUUUGGAAAAAGAAGAUGAAGACUGGCCACAGGAAAUGUGCAGGGUGAUGGUGUCAUGGGAGAACGUGAACUGCAUCUCUGUGGAGUGGAAGACAGGUGUGAGGACUCGAUAUGUUCAGGCUGCCAAUAAUGCCAGGGUGGUGGGAGCACAGGCGGCAUCCAUGAUCUCAUUCCUCAUGAGGAACUUCAAGCAGAGUGCUGAUCAAUUCCAUAUUAUCGGACACAGCCUUGGAGCUCACGCUGCAGGGUAUGUUGGAAACAGGACCGUAGGCCUUGCACGAAUCACAGGACUGGACCCAACUGAACCAUACUUUCUUGACACUGACGCCUCUGUGCGCCUGGACACUAGCGACGCUGCCUUUGUGGAUGUCAUCCACACAGACGGACUUCCCUUCAACUCUAAACUGGGACUGGGGAUGUCACAGCCAAUGGGCCACAUUGACUUUUAUCCCAAUGGAGGAGAGCUGAUGCCUGGGUGCUCCACCAACAGAGGCAGUGCCUCAGAUCUGGACGCUGUCUGGGAAGGUACCAAGAAGUUUGAUGCUUGCAACCAUGUCCGAGCGUACCAGUACUACAGUGAAAGCAUCGUCAAAGCCCAAGGUUUUGUGGGAUUUCCCUGCCCUAAUAAGGACAGUUUUAUUGAUGGAAAGUGUUUCCCAUGUGAGAAUGGCAACUGUCCUGUGAUGGGCCACAAAGCUGACAGGUUCACAGUGACUGACGACAAUUCACAGACAAACUACUUCCUCAACACAGGCAGCGCAAAACCCUUCGGCCGUUACAGCUACAGAAUAACAGUAACGUUAGACGGUCCCAUCUGGCCUAACCCUGGUUACAUGUAUGUGGCACUCACUGGAGACAAUGACAGCGCCGAGGAGAUCCAGCUUCAUGUGGGAACACUGAUGCCCGGAAGGACUUAUGAGAAACUGAUCGAUGCUGAAGUGGAUGUGGGUGAAGUGACAGAGGUGAAGUUCCGGUGGAAAAAUCACAUCCUCAACCCCAUGAGACCCAAGUAUGGAGCAUCUGCAGUCAAACUGCAGAGAGGAAAAGACAAGAAGAUAUUCCUCUUCUGCGGAACAUAUAAUGUGAAUGAGGAUGUCGUCCAGUCUGUGCUUCCCUGUCCAGUGUAACCAGUUACAAUCUGUGUCUCUGUAUCAUUCAAUAAACAUGUUGCAUUCAUA
This is a messenger RNA of Solea solea (common sole), 1455 nucleotides long. Its product is annotated as inactive pancreatic lipase-related protein 1-like. The coding region runs from base 4 to 1404 and encodes 466 amino acids. NCBI's taxonomy places the organism in Eukaryota, Metazoa, Chordata, Actinopteri, Pleuronectiformes, Soleidae. The record is from RefSeq and is a predicted model, not a curated record. Gene Ontology annotation, biological process: lipid metabolic process. Gene Ontology annotation, molecular function: triacylglycerol lipase activity; protein binding. The transcript has 12 exons.